Mauremys mutica (yellowpond turtle) is the source of this 1837-nucleotide messenger RNA. Its product is annotated as E3 ubiquitin-protein ligase TRIM7-like. Bases 25 to 666 code for a protein of 213 amino acids. The record is from RefSeq and is a predicted model, not a curated record. Gene Ontology annotation, molecular function: protein binding. The transcript has 2 exons. NCBI's taxonomy places the organism in Eukaryota, Metazoa, Chordata, Testudines, Geoemydidae.
CUCCCAUGGGUAAUUAUUUCUCUCAUGUGUCUCGUAGUUUUCCGUCAGACGCCAGAGCCGGCUGGCACAAGCGAGGACGGCGAAAAGGACCAGCAGGAGGAGCUGAUCUCGGAUAUGUGCGAUCGAUUUUUCGGAACCAAGAAGAAAGUGGAGGUGAAGCUGGAUCCCAACACCGCGUUCCCCACUCUGCUGAUCUCCCAAGACCAGAAAAGCGUGAGGCUCGGGGACCGUCCCCAGUACCUUCCCAGCAACUCCGAGCGUUUUGAUUUCCGGCCCUGUGUGUUGGGCGCCCCGGGCAUCACUAGGGGGCAGCUGGACUGGGUAGUGGAUGUGGGUGCCGGGAAAGGCUGGAUCGUCGGCGCCGCCCGGGAGUCGGUGGAGAGGAAGGGGCAUCUCUACAUAACGGCCGAGCAGGGGUUCUGGGGUCUGGAGUUAAACAAUGGGGAGUACCAGGCGCUCAGCACCCCUAAGACGACACUUUUCCUAAGGGCGUCUCUGCGCAGGAUCAAGGUGCAUCUAGACUACAUCCUUGGACAACUCUCCUUCUACAACAACGACACCAUGGAGCACAUCUUCACCUUCAACUACCCCUUCUCCGAGAAGAUGUUCCCCUUCUUCUUGACCUGGGACACGGACAUCCCACUCCAGCUCUGCCCAUGUGACUGAGAGCGCCUCCCCACCUCACGUUUUGCAAGAGCAGGGAUGUUAUUCUCCGGUGCCUGGCCAAAAUUCCAGCCCUGGGAAUGACCCGCUGCCACCUGCCUAUGUACUUCCACUUUCACUUUCACGUGCUGUCCGGAUCGGGUGUGUAGCCUCCUCGGACUGUCUCACGUGACUUUGUCAGAUGAUAUUUUGUGUUUCUUGACGUCUCCAGCUCUCGGAGCCAAGUUUUUUUUGUGGGAAUCUGCGCUUUCAUUUAAAAAAAAAAAGGAACUAGUUUUCUAGCCCUUUGGGUUGCGGAGAAAACCUGUGACAACCUGACCCUAGAAAGGUCAAAACCCAGAAGGCAUAUGUGAAAAAAACCCUUCAAGGUUUAUUACCGUAUUUGUAAAAUCUUGUGAUUUUUUUUUUCAAGCCAAUCCAAUUCAGAGGGACUUUCAAGCCAGCAAACUCACCAGUACCGCUGGGAACCUCAUGGACUUUGAAGUCUGUGUGUGUAUGUGAUUGCUUUACCAUUUAACAGCUCUCUUCUUCUUCUUUCUUUUUUCUUGAUAAUAAACCUUUAGUUUUAGACACUGAAGGACUGGCUGGCAGGGUGGUAUGUUGGGUAAGAUCCAAACCUCGGGUGACAUGGCCGAGCCUUUAGGGUCAGAAGAACAGUUUGUAGAGUGAGCAGAGUUUUUAAAUAACUUCUCCCUGUACAGGACCCAGGUUCUGAUUGGGAGCCAGAGACAGGAAUGCAGUAAAGGGGGCUGUGUGGUUCCUCUUUUUGCUUCUUGAUAACCAGGAGGGGGGAUCAGAAGCACAGUUUGUGACUGGUUGGGAGAUUUAACGUCAGCGUUACCCACCUGUCCUGGGAGGAUCUGCUCUCCCUUUUGCAGCCUGCCCUGACCUUGGCAUUUCCAGUGAGGGCUGCCCCAGGCACGCUGGGUCACACAACGUUUUUGCUUUCUACAUUUUUAAAAAAAAAAUUUCUUGAGAAAAUGGAACAUUUUGGGUUUUCAGCCAAAAUUUUCAGGUUUGGUAACUAUGGGGCUGAACGUUUUUGACAAAAAGUUUUGGUUUUCUGAAGAAAUAUUAAAAAAAAAAUCUCCAGGAGAACUGACGCUUUCUGCUACUGUUUUUGUUUGGUUUAAAAACCCAAUUUUCCAUUGAAAUAAAGUUUUGGUGGGAAACA